This is a messenger RNA of Ziziphus jujuba (common jujube), 2219 nucleotides long. RefSeq names its product pentatricopeptide repeat-containing protein CRR2, chloroplastic. Gene Ontology annotation, molecular function: protein binding; zinc ion binding; RNA binding. Gene Ontology annotation, biological process: RNA modification. The record is from RefSeq and is a predicted model, not a curated record. Bases 74 to 2053 code for a protein of 659 amino acids. The transcript has a single exon. NCBI's taxonomy places the organism in Eukaryota, Viridiplantae, Streptophyta, Magnoliopsida, Rosales, Rhamnaceae.
AUCUGGUAGGCUAAUUAAAUUCGAUGCGGGUGCAGCGUGGGAGUAGUGAGAAGGGCACGUCGAUUUCCGUGUGAUGUGGGUUCUCCACGCUCCCCAACCCUUCCAACCCCCAGCAGCCUCCUCUUCCCCACAGUUGAGCUGCGUUGCUCGAAGCCACACAAAGCCACCACUUUGCUCCAUAACCUUAAACCCAGCAAUCGCUACUGCAAAAGACGGUGCCAACAAUAACCGCUUAAUUCAGUCUCUGUGUAAGCAAGGCAACCUCAAACAAGCUCUUCAUCUGCUUUCCCGCGAACCCAAUCCCACCCAACAUACCUACGAGACCUUAAUUCUUUCUUGCAUCCGCCAUGAGUCCCUCUCGCAUGGGCUUGACGUUCACCGUCAUCUUGUCCAUGGUGGGUUGGACCAAGACCCUUUUUUGGCCACCAAACUCAUUAAUAUGUACUCCGAAUUGGAUUCCAUAGAUAAUGCACGUAAGGUGUUUGAUAGAACUCGUAAGAGAACUAUAUAUGUUUGGAAUGCGCUUUUUAGAGCGCUUACGUUGGUAGGUCAAGGAUUAGAGGUUUUGAGUUUGUAUCGUAGGAUGAAUGAGCUUGGGGUUCCGUCUGAUAGGUUUACUUAUACGUAUGUUCUUAAAGCUUGUGUUGCCUCGGAGUGUUUGAACUCCCUACUCUGGAAGGGUAAGGAGAUUCAUGCACAUAUUUUGAAACAUGGGUAUGAGGCCCAUGUUCAUGUUAUGACUACUUUGGUGGAUAUGUAUGCAAUGCUGGGGUGUGUUGCUUAUGCAGCUAGUGUAUUUGAUGGGAUGCCAACGCGAAAUGUGGUGUCAUGGAGUGCUAUGAUCGCAUGUUAUGUGAGGAAUGAGAGGCCCUUUGAGGCAUUGGAGCUUUUCAGAGAAAUGUUAAACAAAACCAACGAUUUAUCUCCCAAUUCGGUGACAAUGGUUAGUGUUCUUCAAGCUUGUGCAUCUCUUGCCGCUCUGGAGCAGGGGAAGUUGAUUCAUGGAUGUAUCCUUAGAAGGGGUCUUGAUUCAAUCUUGCCAGUUUUCAGUACACUUGUGACAAUGUAUGCAAGAUGUGGUAAGCUUGAGCUGGGCCAACGUGUUUUUGAUCAGAUGGAAAACAGGGAUGUGGUUUCGUGGAAUUCCUUGAUUUCAGGUUAUGGGAUUCAUGGAUAUGGGAAGAAGGCGAUUCAAAUUUUUAAGGAAAUGAUCUACCAUGGAGUAUCACCAAGUCACAUAUCAUUCAUCAGCGUUUUAGGGGCUUGCAGUCAUGCAGGGCUUGUUGCAGAGGGGAAGAUGUUGUUUGAUUCUAUGGUUAAAGAACACAGGAUAUACCCUAGGAUGGAGCAUUAUGCUUGUAUGGUGGAUCUUCUUGGUCGGGCCAAUCAGUUAGAUGAAGCAGCCAAAGUUAUAGAAGAUAUGAGAAUUGAACCAGGAGCCGAGGUUUGGGGUGCUCUUCUUGGCUCGUGCAGGAUUCAUUGUAAUGUUGAACUCGCAGAGAAAGCAAGCAAAAGGCUAUUUGAGCUUGAGCCAAGGAAUGCUGGGAAUUAUGUACUUCUAGCUGAUAUUUAUGCUGAGGCCCAGAUGUGGGAUGAGGUAAAGAGAAUAAAGAAGCUCUUAGAAGCUCCAAAAUUACAAAAGGUCCCUGGUUGUAGCUGGAUUGAAGUUAGAAGGAAGAUGUACUCAUUCACGUCUGUUGACGAGUUUAACGUGCGGAGUGAGCAGCUCCAUGCAUUGUUGCUAAAGCUGUCAACAGAGAUGAAGGAGAGGGGAUAUGUACCCCAAACGAAAAUUGUGCUCUAUGAUCUCGAUGAAAAAGAGAAGGAACGGAUUUUAUUAGGCCACAGUGAAAAGUUAGCAGUUGCCUUUGGACUAAUUAAUACCAAGAGUGGGGAAACCAUUAGGAUCUCCAAGAACUUAAGGCUAUGUGAAGACUGUCAUUCUGUCACAAAGUUCAUUUCCAAGUUUGCAAACAGAGAGAUUCUCGUUCGAGACUUGAAUCGUUUCCACCAUUUUCACGACGGAGUUUGUUCAUGUGGGGAUUACUGGUAGUUUUAUGCCAAAAAAAAAAAUUUUGCUCAAAUUUGUUAUUUCCCACAGUUUAUCAUAGGCCUUUUUUUAUAGAGAUUUUAGAAAUGUAUACUUGGUCUUUACCAAUUGCAAUGGACGUCAAUAUGCAGUUUAAUAAUUAUAAUAAAAUUUGUACCUUUUCUUGUUA